Frieseomelitta varia is the source of this 785-nucleotide messenger RNA. RefSeq names its product 60S ribosomal protein L10 (gene RpL10). NCBI's taxonomy places the organism in Eukaryota, Metazoa, Arthropoda, Insecta, Hymenoptera, Apidae. The record is from RefSeq and is a predicted model, not a curated record. Gene Ontology annotation, molecular function: structural constituent of ribosome. The transcript is spliced from 4 exons. Gene Ontology annotation, cellular component: cytosolic large ribosomal subunit; ribosome. The coding region runs from base 81 to 740 and encodes 219 amino acids. Gene Ontology annotation, biological process: translation; ribosomal large subunit assembly.
CGUUCUUCGUUUAUAACUUCAUUCAGAGUAACGAAUUUUCUUCUUGUUCAAGGUCUGUAAGAGCUACGCAACCAGCCAAUAUGGGGCGCAGACCAGCUAGAUGUUAUCGGUAUUGUAAGAACAAACCUUAUCCUAAAUCAAGAUUCUGCAGAGGUGUGCCUGAUCCCAAGAUACGUAUCUUUGAUCUUGGAAAAAAGAAAGCCUCUGUAGAAGAUUUUCCAUUGUGUGUGCAUUUGGUAUCGGACGAAUAUGAACAACUUAGUUCUGAGGCUCUUGAAGCUGGACGUAUUUGUGCAAAUAAGUACAUGGUGAAAAAUGCUGGAAAAGAUCAGUUUCAUAUUCGUAUGAGACUCCAUCCAUUCCAUGUUAUUCGCAUCAAUAAAAUGUUAUCAUGUGCUGGAGCUGACAGACUUCAAACAGGUAUGCGUGGUGCUUUUGGUAAACCACAAGGUACUGUAGCUAGAGUACACAUUGGACAGCCUAUUAUGAGUGUACGUUCAUCCGAUCGUCAUAAGGCGGCUGUAGUUGAGGCAUUGCGUCGCGCAAAAUUUAAAUUUCCCGGUCGUCAGAAAAUUUAUGUUUCAAAGAAAUGGGGAUUUACAAAAUAUGAUCGUACUGAAUAUGAAGACCUGAAAGCAGCGGGUCGUUUAGCUCCAGAUGGUUGCAAUGUCAAAUAUUUGCCAGAACAUGGACCUCUUGAACAGUGGAAGAAGUUUAGACAAGUUCUCGCAACUGCUUAAACAAAACAAUUGAAGCUUUUAUUUCAUUAAAUAAACUGAAAACAA